AUGAGGUCAGCAUUGUUACCUUCGAGACGGGCCAGUCACCUCUGCGACGCCUGCAAACAGCAGCACCGCAACCUAGCCAUCAGCAGCUUGUCUCCCUUAAGCACAACGCCUCGCCAACUCGCGAGUCCGUCCUCGAACACACCACGGACCCUUCAGAGCCUCCCGGCCCUUCCGCGCAUAACCCAGUCGCAGGAUCGGAUACGGCCACAGACACAGGCAAGACCAUUCUCGAGCAGCGUCGAAGACCUGCGGCCCAGAGUCCCCAGCACGCACUACGAAUUCUUCCCGCAGACGCUGCCCGACGGCCCGCCUCCGAAUGGAAACUUCGUGAUCGACGUACGCGCGCUGCGCCGCGAGUUCCUGAAGCUGCAGGGCACUGCGCACCCGGACAUGCACCCACAGCACCUGAAGGGCCGGGCGGAGGCGACAUCGGCGCGAAUCAAUGAGGCCUUCAAAACGCUCGAGAGCCCCUUGCUUCGCGCACAGUACAUCCUCAGCUUGCGUGGCAUCGACGUCGCCAAUGACGAGACGGCUAAAGUGGAGGACCCGGAGCUGCUGAUGGAGGUGCUGGAGACGCGCGAGACUAUCGAAGAGGCGCAGAAAGAGGAGGACCUCGAGGAGCUCAAAGUGACGAACGAGGAGCGGGCUCGGGAUAGCGAGGCGACGCUCGAACAGGCGUUUAGGGAGGACGAUGUAGAGGCUGCGAAGGCCGAGGUUGUGCGGUUACGGUACUGGAUUAAUAUCCGGGAGAGCAUCCAUAAUUGGGAGAAGGGGAAGCCAGUGGUGCUUGAGCACUAG
Messenger RNA from Anthostomella pinea, 798 nucleotides. NCBI's taxonomy places the organism in Eukaryota, Fungi, Ascomycota, Sordariomycetes, Xylariales, Xylariaceae. The record is from the annotation of a GenBank genome assembly.